This is a messenger RNA of Scutellospora calospora, 252 nucleotides long. Lineage: Eukaryota; Fungi; Glomeromycota; Glomeromycetes; Diversisporales; Gigasporaceae. The record is from the annotation of a GenBank genome assembly.
AUGAUUGAAAAAUUUUUAAAUAAAAAUUCUUAUUCUAAUGAUAUUAUUUCUGCUAUUAAUAAGGCUAAAAAUAAAUUAAAUAAAUAUUUUUCAACAACUAAUGGACUUGUUUAUAUUAUUUCUACAAUUAUUGAUCUACAUCUUAAGUUACAAUAUUUUAAAGAUCAAGAACUUGAUGAUGAAUUAAUUGAAAUAUAUAAACAGCAAAUAAUUAAUUUAUGGAAAAAUAAAUAUAAACAAAUAGAAAAUUAA